AUGUAUAAUUCAAGAAAGGGGUCUAAGACGUCUCGCUUGAGGGGGAUCGAUGAGUUUCUAUCCAUCGAGAGUCAGCCUGCCGAACAGGAAGAGGAACAAGGAGCUGAGCCUGUUCCAGUGGAAGAACAACGAGCGGCUGAUCCUCCCAUGACAAGAGCAGCUGGGAAAAGAAAACUUUCUGCUGAUGAAGUUGGCCAGUAUGAUAAGCAGAUUCGACGAAAACUUCUGGUGGAUUCUCCUCCCAAAGACCAGCCAAAAUCCAAGUUGAUGGCUGAGGCCAUCAAAGCUGCUAUAAAUGAAGAACAACAGGAAUCGUCCGUGGCGGGCCUGCCGCAUAGAGCUGGCCUUCGUUCUCACGGCCCAGCUUUAUCGGGCGAAGCCUCUUCUUACCAUCCUCCUGAGGAUCAAGAGGAUGAAUUAUUGGAGGCGGACGCAGAAUCUGCACCAGUGAUGGACCUUCCCAGGUCUCCUUCCUUAGAACCAGGGGGUCUUGAAGAGAAUCCAUUGACUAUGACGACUCCCCAGCUGGUGAUGCAGUUGACAGAGAUAGAGGUGAUGAGGACGCUGAUGUUGGCAAUAUGUUCACCCACUCUCGGGACUACUUCAGCUGCUUCUUUAGAGCAAGAACCUGCGCAAGUGUUGGCUCCUUUAGAAGAGCAACAUUUACCUGCUGAUGAAGAUAGAGGUGAUGAGGACGCCGAUGUUGGUAACAUGUCAGGUGAAGGUUCACCCACUCUCGGGACUACUUCCGCUGCUCCUUUAGAGCAAGAACCUGCGCAAGUGUCGGCUCCUUUAGAAGAGCAACAUUUACCUGGUUCUCCUACGGCGACUGUUCCGCCUGUAGCGUUGCCUGAAACCACUGCCGCUACUCCUCCUCCGGAACAACAGCUCGUGCAGGUAUCAGCCCCUACGCAAGAGCAACCCCUGCCUGACUCUUCUGUAGUAGCUGCUUCACCAAAAGCGGUGAUGAAGAUCUCACUCACCCCAACGGAGGCUGGGCCUAGCUCUUCUCAAGCGAAAGCAUUGAUGGCUUUGACCUCAAGCCCUUCGCAAUUGAACAUUUCAAUCGCCUCUGCAGCUUCAGCACCUGGAUCGCCUGCUAGUCAUCAUCUUAACGCCUCCAUCUCAGCUGCUGAAGGGGUAUCUUCAGGUGCAAUUGUCAGUCUCGCUAAUGCACCUAAAUUCCUUCAAAUCUCCUUGGUGUAUCUAAACAGUCUUGCGAAGACGGUAGUUGAGUCCCUGAUGAAUGGCCAAGGAACUUUGAACUCCUUUCGACCUCUGCUGGAAGCAGGCUUAAACGGGGUCAGGAGUGUGGGCGAAACUCAAUGGUUCGAACGCUGCUCAGAGAUUAUCCUUCGUUUGGAGGAGAAAUUACAACGCUUCGAGACCAUGGGCCAUAGUGACCUUCAGCCGCAAAUUAUGUCCACUUUGGCUAGUCUUCAGGUCGCUGAAGUGAUACACCGAGAGGCGCUAGAACGGGACUUAGCUGAAAAAGAGCGUCAGAUUGCAGAGCUUCGUGAGCGUAACACUCGGAAGCGAGAAGAACUAGAACGCUCAACUGCUUCUAUGAAUUCGCUUCGGGACAGACUGGUUGAAGCUGAAGCCGAAGUCCUGCGAUUGAAAGCUGAACUCUCCCGCGAAGAAGGCAUUGUCAACAUCCUUAGUACCCAGAAUGCAGCUAGUACUUUGGAGUAUCAUGCACAAGCUCAGGCUCUGGAAGACGUCAGAAAGGAAAUGGCGGCCAUCAUCAUACCCAGCGAGGAUGAACUCCGAGCAAAGGCUGAAGCUAUGGUGCGAGCUAACCACGAGGCGGAGCUAGCUGAACUCAAGGCUCAACUCAUCUCUUUUGAUUUAAUGCAUGAGUGA
Asparagus officinalis (garden asparagus) is the source of this 1866-nucleotide messenger RNA. RefSeq lists its product as uncharacterized. The coding region runs from base 1 to 1866 and encodes 621 amino acids. The transcript has 4 exons. The record is from RefSeq and is a predicted model, not a curated record. Lineage: Eukaryota; Viridiplantae; Streptophyta; Magnoliopsida; Asparagales; Asparagaceae.